Molecule: messenger RNA, 767 nt
Organism: Ficedula albicollis (Collared flycatcher)
Lineage: Eukaryota; Metazoa; Chordata; Aves; Passeriformes; Muscicapidae
Gene: ELP3
Product: elongator acetyltransferase complex subunit 3
Exons: 6
Coding region: 56-757 (233 amino acids)
Biological process (GO): tRNA wobble base 5-methoxycarbonylmethyl-2-thiouridinylation
Cellular component (GO): elongator holoenzyme complex; cytoplasm; nucleus
Molecular function (GO): acyltransferase activity, transferring groups other than amino-acyl groups
Source: RefSeq, a predicted model, not a curated record
UUCUUUUUUACAUUUUCAGGAGUUUUUUGAGAACCCCGCCUUCCGGCCCGACGGGAUGAAGCUGUACCCCACGCUGGUGAUCCGCGGCACGGGGCUCUACGAGCUCUGGAAAACGGGGCGGUACCGGAGUUACCCCCCCAGCACCCUGGUGGAUCUGGUGGCCAGGAUCCUGGCCCUGGUGCCGCCGUGGACACGCGUGUACCGCGUCCAGAGAGAUAUCCCAAUGCCUCUGGUCAGCUCUGGGGUGGAACACGGGAACCUGAGGGAGCUCGCCCUGGCCAGGAUGAAGGACCUGGGGACGCAGUGUCGCGACGUGAGGACGAGAGAGGUCGGAAUUCAGGAAAUCCACCACAAAGUGAGACCAUACCAGGUGGAGCUGAUCCGUCGGGACUACGUGGCCAACGGGGGCUGGGAGACGUUCCUGUCCUACGAGGACCCCGAGCAGGACAUCCUGGUGGGGCUGCUGCGCCUGCGCCGGAGCUCCCCGGACACCUUCCGCCCCGAGCUGCGCGGCGGCGUCUCCGUGGUGCGCGAGCUGCACGUCUACGGCAGCGCCGUGCCCGUCAGCAGCCGCGACCCCAGCAAAUUCCAGCACCAGGGAUUUGGAAUGUUGCUGAUGGAGGAGGCAGAAAGGAUCGCCAGGGAGGAGCACGGGGCACGGAAAAUCGCCGUCAUUUCAGGUGUCGGCACCAGGAAUUACUACAGGAAGAUUGGCUACGAGCUGGAAGGGCCCUACAUGGUGAAAAGCUUGGAAUGAUGAUCCUGGA